AUGGAUGCUCGUAAUUUAUCAACAGUGAUUGCACCGAAUUUAAUGCGUUCAUCAUCAACUAGUAAAGAUCCACGUGAAUUAUUACAAAAUGUUCGACCACAAACAUUAUUCAUUCGAUUGUUAAUUAAUUAUCUAGAUAUUGAAAAUGAAGUGAAAUAUUUAAAAACAGAAGAACAAGAUGAUGAGGAAGAAGAAGAAAAAGGAAAAAAGGAUAUUGAAAUUAAAACAACACAUUGUACUUUUCAUAACAAUGGUGAUGAUGAUGAUGAUGAUGAUGAUAAAGUAGAAGAGAAAGACAAAGUAGCAGAAAGUAGAUGUAUUCAAGUCAAUGAGAAUAAUAAUAAUAGUAGUAUAUCAGGUAAGCUUUCAUCAACAUCUAAUGGUUAUAUGUAUUUAUCAUCACCGAUACGUGUUAAACUUGGCCCUGAUAAUGCUUUUAUACCAAUUUAA
Heterobilharzia americana is the source of this 450-nucleotide messenger RNA. NCBI's taxonomy places the organism in Eukaryota, Metazoa, Platyhelminthes, Trematoda, Strigeidida, Schistosomatidae. The record is from the annotation of a GenBank genome assembly.